AUGAAAUUAGUGAAACCGCCUCUAUAGGUUAGAGAAAAAUAAUGGGACAAUCGUUUUUAUUUGGGAAAGCUGAGUGAUCAUGAAAUUAAGAAAUAGUUUAUGAUUAAGAAGAAAUCUGUAAAAAGACCUACAUCAACGAAUAAAAUUGUAGUAGAUGAAAAAUCAUUAGCUAUACGGCUUUAUGAAUUAUAAUUAUUGUGGGAAUAAUUCCGUAUUCCUUAAUUUCAUAGGGCAUACUUUCUUCAAUACAAUGAAAAAGAUCUUGAUGCUAUUUUAAGAGAAACUGCUGAAAUAAAGUUAAAAUAAUCCAUUGUUUAAAAGCUAAUGAGUCUAAUUAAAGGUAGGGAGAGAUGUUUAAAUUAUUUAAAAACUGAAAUAUUUGAAGAACAUAAAUUCUCAGAACUUUUAUUUCAUCUAAGAAUUUUAACAGUCAAUGUUAUUGAGUAAUUUAAAAAAUGGAGAGAUUCUUUAAAUAGAUGUGUUAGAUGGAGAAUAGAUGAAAUAGAUUAUCUCGUAAAAUUAAGAGUAGAUAUUGAUUUUUUAAAAGAAUAUUAUUAAGAUUACUAAAGAGAUCCAUUUUUAUUAUGGUUAUAUAAAUUAGGUAAAUAAGACACAGUACAUUAAAAUUACCAUUAAUUAUAGAAAGAUAUGAUGAAAAGAAUUCGUGAUUGGUAAUCAUAUAAUAUAUUUUCAGUGAAAUUUUACUUAUAGAGAAUGAUUACUUUGACAUGUAAACCAAUAUUUUAUCAAGAAAGGAAGCUUAAUUAAUUAAUAAAUAUUUAAGAGAAUCUACAAUUCAAAUGGAGGAUUAGAUAAAAAGUUAAGAAUUUAAAACUUUAAGUCCUAAUAUUAAAUAGACUAAAACUGUCUAAAUUUGUGAUAAUUUUAUUCUUGUUCCAUAAAUAGUAAAAAAUAAAGAUGAAUUUAAUAAAUUAUUGAAUCAAAUUAAAAAUGAUAAUGAUAUUGAGAGUUCAUUUCCAAUUAAAGACAAUUUAUUUGAAAUAAUUGAUUUCUAAGAUUCAUAAAUUUUAGCUUUUAUGUAGCAUUAAAAAAUUAAAGGUAUUUGUAUUAGUUAAUGUGAACAGAGUGAAUAAUAUCGUAAAGUUAUUAUUGAAUAAAUUAAAUUGGAAAAUAUACAAUUAUUUCCUUAAUUUAUAUAAUAAAUAUGCAAUUAUUUAAAUGGAAAUGAAAUAACAAUUAAAUUAGUUCAUUUUAUUUAAAAUGAAAAAUUAAUUGAUUGUGAAUCUUUAAAAAUUGCAUUAAAAUAAGAAGGAUUUAGAUGGAAACAAUAGACAAAUGAUUGUGAAAGAAAUAUUAGAUAUACUAUUUAUUAUAAAAAGAAGGAAUAUCAAUAGUAAUAAAUAAAUCGAUUUAAAUUUAAUUUUCAUGUUCAUAGUAUAAAAUUAAAUUAAUUGAUGCAAUUGAUAUAUAAUAAUAUUCAUGAAAAUACUGAUAUUGCUCAGAAAUUUAAACGUUAUGCUGAUUCCAGAAAAACUGAACAUAAUCCUCCUUAAAUAAAAUUAAAACCACAAAUCAAUGAUGAUAGAAUAGUUUUAUUAGAUUUAAGAAUUAAAUUACCAUCUUUUAAAACAGAAGUUAGAAAUGAAUAUAAAUAUUACAGAAUUGUAUUAUUAUUUUUCAUAAUUAGAUAUAAGAACCUGAAAUAAGUAACAUUUCUUUUAUAGAAAUAGAUGGAUAAACUAUAUAUGCCUUAUCAUUAUUAGAAAAUGAUUAUAAUAUCCUUAUUUCUAAAGAUCAGAUCAAUCAUGAAACUAUUUAAAUAUCAUAAUUUUAACCUACAUAAGAAGAUCUCUCAAUUCCAAUGUUUUGUUAUAAUGAUGAAAUAGCAGAUAUUUUUAAUCAUCAUAUCAAAUUAUAAUUUGAUCAUUUAAUGAUAAUUAAUAGGAAGACACUCACUGAAUAAUCUACUAUUGAAAUUAAACCUGAAACAUUUUAUUUUUCCAUAUUGUAUGAAGGACAUAUAAUAAACUCAUUUAAAAUUUAAGAACAUCAUUUAAUAAAAUUUAAACCAUUAAAAUCAUAAAUAAAGAUAAGUGAAGAUAUCAAAAUUGAUAAAUCUAAAUUUAGUUUACCAUGUUUCCCAUUAAUUCAAAAAACUCUUGAACCUGAACCUCUAAAAAUAUUUAUUAAAAAUUAUGAAUGUAUAUGUGCUUUAGAUAAUUAUGCAAAUUUUAGAAGAUGGAUUAUUUAUACAAUAAUUGGAUGUCAAGAGAAUGAUAUUAAGGAUGUUCUUGAAUCCUUAAUAACUUAAUUGACAAUAAUUGAUCCAAAUAUUUAAGAAGUUGGUAUUGAGUAAUUUAUAUGAAUAAUUUUAGUUUUUAUCAUGAAAUGGUGAAUGGAGAAUAUACUGUAAAUAAAAAUGUUUAGAAGUAACUUACAUCUCUUGGUUUCAAAUGGAAAAUAUAAAUAAAUGAAGCAAAUGAUCACACAAGAUUUACUAAAUAUUUAUUAAAAUUACAAAGAGAAACAUAAGUUGUUGAUAAUUUAAUUGUUCAAUAUUUUUGUACUUAAGAUUUUGCAGAUGUCAAUGUUUAACCAUUAAUUUAAUAGUUUUCGAUAUUUUAUUAAACUUUGACUUAAUCUCAAUUAGUUGUAAAAAGGGUAUCAUAUAAAUAUAAAUAUAUAGAACAAUUUGAUACCUUUUUCAAAAUAUUAUAAUAAGGAUAUACCUCCUGAAUUAUAGACUGAUUAAAUGUUAGAAACUAGAAUUUCAUAAAUUUUAUAAAAUUGUAAAUAUGGAAACAAAAACAACAUUGAUUACAUAAUAUUUAAUGUAAUUAUUAUUAUUAAUAUAAAGAGCUAAGUUAUUACUAGUAAUAAACAUCCAGAAUUGGGAACUAUUUACUUUAUUUAAUUAUUUGACAUUGUUUUAUGUUUCUAUUAAUUGGAAAAAGAACUUAAUACUGAUUAAAUAGCCAAUUUGAUUUAAUAAGUAAGUAAUUUAUAUAUAUAUAUAAUUAGUCUACAAGUGAUGAGAAUGAGUAAUAAGAAAGCUUAGGUGUUGAAUUCAUUCAAUAAAAUAAAGCAGGUAGUAAUUAUUCAAUGGAGAUUAAUUUAAAUAUGGAGAAGCGUAUAACAAUAGAGAUGAAAGAUUUUAAAACAAUAUAAAAACCUUACUUUAUCGGUAUAAUUGAGCCUAAUUGGUAUGAGAAACAUAAUUAGAUGAUUGCAUCUAUGAUAAUUAUAUGA
Molecule: messenger RNA, 3210 nt
Organism: Paramecium pentaurelia
Lineage: Eukaryota; Ciliophora; Oligohymenophorea; Peniculida; Parameciidae
Source: the annotation of a GenBank genome assembly